AUGGCAGGUCCCCGUUUCUCGCCCUUACUGAUCCUGCUGCUGUCCUUAGCCCUGGGAGCUGCUGGACUAGAAGCCAACAACACCGGCGAAAGGAUUAUUAAUGGAUUUCUGUGUCCAAAAGGCAAGCAGCCCUGGCAGGUGGCCCUGUUUGAGGGUCAUAAGUUCCACUGUUCAGGUGUGCUACUCAGCGAGCUGUGGGUGCUCACGGUCGCCCACUGCCACCUGAGUGAGUACCUCGUGCAAAUGGGCAGUGAUAUUUUACUCCAUGGGGAUGGGCAGAGAAUCAGAGCCACAAAGUCGUUCAUCCACCCUCGGUUUAGUGAAGUCACGCAUGUUAACGACCUCAUGCUGGUGAAGCUGAGCGCUCCAGCCCCGCUGUCCUCAACGGUGAAGAUAAUCAGCGUGUCCUCCCAAUGCAAACCUCCUGGGACCAAAUGUACUGUUUCCGGCUGGGGCAGCAUUGCCAUGGAUAUAGUGACAUACCCAAAAGCGCUCAUGUGCUCGCACGUAAGCAUCUACCCCUACAUGUACUGCAAGAGGACUUUUCCUACAAUAUCGAGAAGAUACAUGACCUGUGCUGCUCCCCCCAACAGACUCUCCUACAUGUGCAAACUUGACUCGGGCAAUCCACUGAUGUGCGGAGGCUCCCUACAAGGCCUGUUGUCCUCUGCAUAUUUCCCUUGUCGACCACCAUUCGACCCAAUCAUCUACAUCCGCCUAUGCAAGUACCACAAGUGGAUUUAUGAAACCAUGAAAACUCCAGCAAAAGACAUGCUUCCUCCUCCCUCCACAUGGCAGCCCCCUGAGGCUCCCAGAGACUACAUGGCAGGUCCCCAUCUCUCACCCCUGCUGAUCCUGCUGCUGUCCUUGGCCCUGGGAGCUGCUGGACUAGAAGAUGAGGGCCAGACUGGGAAGCCCGACCUUGCUCCUGGGCCUGUAACUGUCCCCAUCUUCUCCCUCUAG
Phyllostomus hastatus (greater spear-nosed bat) is the source of this 963-nucleotide messenger RNA. RefSeq names its product kallikrein-7-like. Gene Ontology annotation, biological process: positive regulation of antibacterial peptide production; proteolysis. The record is from RefSeq and is a predicted model, not a curated record. The transcript has 6 exons. Gene Ontology annotation, molecular function: serine-type endopeptidase activity. Bases 1 to 963 code for a protein of 320 amino acids. NCBI's taxonomy places the organism in Eukaryota, Metazoa, Chordata, Mammalia, Chiroptera, Phyllostomidae.